Messenger RNA from Zingiber officinale, 1163 nucleotides. Its product is annotated as PRA1 family protein B3-like. The record is from RefSeq and is a predicted model, not a curated record. NCBI's taxonomy places the organism in Eukaryota, Viridiplantae, Streptophyta, Magnoliopsida, Zingiberales, Zingiberaceae. The transcript has a single exon. Gene Ontology annotation, cellular component: endoplasmic reticulum; Golgi apparatus. Gene Ontology annotation, biological process: vesicle-mediated transport. The coding region runs from base 201 to 842 and encodes 213 amino acids.
GGAUUCCUUUCAAAAAAAAAUCCCUAAGGAUCUUUUAUCACUAAAACGCCUCGUUUCUCCGUGUAAAUUGUGCGAGCAAAUCCGCCUCUUCCUCUCCUCCUCCGAUUUUAUACCCAAAAUAACGCCGGCGCCUCCUUCCUUUCUACAUCUCCCGAUCCACCAACACUACCUCCUUCUUUCUCUUCCUCUGAUCCGAUCCGAUGAUGUCUUCCGCCCCCUCCCAGCUCUCCAACCCCGCCUCCGCCGGAUCCGUUCCCGCCGCCCCCGUCUCCACCCCCGCCUUCCGUCUAUUUCUCUCGCACCUUAACGACUCCGUCCGCCGCUCCCUCUCUGAUCGCCGCCCAUGGUCUGAGAUCGCCGAUCGCUCAGCCUUCUCCCGCCCAGAAUCCAUCUCUGAAGCCACCUCCCGCCUCCGCAAGAACCUCGCCUACUUCCGCGUCAACUAUGCCGCCGUUGUCGCCCUCGUUCUCGCCGUGUCCCUCGUCACCAAUCCCUUCUCUCUCCUCAUCCUUCUCGCGCUUCUCGCCACUUGGUGCCUCCUUUACCUUUUUCGCCCCUCCGAUCAGCCCUUAGUCCUCUUUGGCCGUACUUUCUCCCACCGGGAGACCCUCGGUGGUCUUGUCCUGCUGUCCGUCCUCGUCGUCUUCCUCACCUCUGUCGGAUCGAUCAUCGUCUCUGCCCUCGUGGUUGGCGCCGGCAUAGUCGCCGCCCACGGAGCGUUUCGCGUCCCGGAGGAUCUGUUCCUUGAUGAGCAGGAGACUGGCAGCGCCUCCGGUCUCUUGUCCUUCCUCGGCGGAGCCACCUCCGCCGCCGGCUCUGCAGCCGCUCCUGGACGUGUCUGAUGCACAGAUCUGAUGUUUUCUGGUUCACGCCAUGGCGAUUAGAUCGUGCUCAUCCUCCUUAUGUUUGUUAUCAUUCAAAGUUGAACAGAUCAUUAUUUUAGGUAGAUUCUGAAUUGUUGACGGUAAAUCUUUUUCUUUUAAAGAUUUUUUUUUUAAAAAAAUGUACGUGAUUUCCCUAAGCUGUAGAUCUGGAUUUUAUUGUACUUUCUGCUAUCAAUCUAUUUUUGUCAUAUGAAUUGAACAUUGCCUGUUUCAGUCAUAGUGUUAUAGAAUCUGUAUGAUGAUUCAUGCAAGUUAAUUUCAUUACAGGCUUUGCUUUUA